UCCGUCCCGUCCCGUUCCGUUCUUACAUUUCUCGUCCCGUCCGCCCCCGCCCCCACCCGCCUCCAGAUCGAACAAACGGAAGGGGACACCGCCGGCAUUCCAUUCCGACGCCCCGCCUCGGAGGAGAGAAGGGAAGGGAACCCCCGCCCAGAUCUCCGCCGCCCCCGCCAUGCCGACGCCCGCCGACCCAGCCGCCGCGCUCCCCCUCACCCUCGACCUCGAGGACUUCAAGGGGGACUUCUCGUUUGACGCGCUGUUCGGGGGUCUGGUGGACGAGCUGCUCCCGGAGUACUGCGGGGAGGACGACGCCGCGCCCGCGCCGCCCCCGCCCCCGCCCGUUCUCGGGGCGGCCCCGCCCGUCUUCCCCGCCGUCGACGAGCUUCUCGGGCUGUUCAAGCACUCGUGCAAGGAGCUCGUCGACCUCCGCAAGCAGAUUGACAAGAGGCUCCAAAAUCUGAAGAAGGAGGUGGCGGUGCAGGACGCGAAGCAUCGCAAGACGCUCGGGGAGCUCGAGAAAGGUGUGGAUGGAUUAUUUGAUAGCUUUGCUAGAUUGGAUUCCCGCAUAUCCAGUGUUGGUCAAACAGCUGCAAAAAUCGGUGAUCAUUUACAGAGCGCAGAAUCCCAGAGGGAAACUGCUAGUCAGACUAUAGAUCUCAUCAAGUAUCUGAUGGAGUUCAACAGCACACCUGGGGACCUUAUGGAACUUUCUCCUUUAUUUUCUGACGACAGCCGUGUUGCUGAGGCUGCUUCAAUUGCACAGAAAUUGCGAUCAUUUGCCGAGGAGGAUGUUGGUAGACAUGGUGUAACAACAGCUGUAGGUUCUGCAAAUGCAAGCCGUGGUUUGGAGGUUGCUGUUGCAAAUCUCCAAGACUAUUGUAAUGAAUUGGAGAAUAGAUUAUUGGCUCGGUUUGAUGCUGCAUCACAGAGACGAGAGUUGUCUACAAUGGCAGAAUGUGCUAAAAUAUUGUCACAGUUCAAUCGGGGAACCAGUGCUAUGCAACAUUAUGUUGCAACACGGCCAAUGUUUAUUGAUGUUGAAAUUAUGAACACUGAUAUUCAAGUUGUUCUGGGGGAUGAGGGGCUGCAAGCUGACUCCAAUUAUAUUGGGGAUGGUCUAGCUCAAUUGUACAAGGAAAUUGCGGAUACUGUGAGGAGAGAGGCAACUACAAUAACUGCUGUUUUUCCUUCUCCAAAUGAGGUCAUGGCAAUACUUGUGCAGAGAGUGCUAGAACAAAGGGUAACAACUAUUCUUGAUAGAAUUCUGAUAAAGCCGUCUCUUGCUAGUUUGCCUCCUCUAGAAGAAGGAGGCCUUCUACAAUAUCUAAGAGUUCUGGCAGUUGCAUAUGAUAAAACAAAAGAAUUGGCCAAGGAUUCGCAGUCUAUUGGUUGUGGGGAUUUGGAUAUCGAAGGUCUCACUGAAUCCAUAUAUGUUGCUCACAAAGACGAGUACACAGAAUUUGAGCAGGCAUCACUCAGGCAGCUGUAUCAGUCAAAGAUGGCUGAACUGAGAGCUGAGGCUAAGCAACAAUCUGAGUCAACUGGCUCAAUUGGACGUGCAAAAGGCUCAUCUUUGACUGCAUCACCACAGCAACUGAUAUCUGUCACUGUAGUAACAGAAUUUGUCCGCUGGAAUGAGGAAGCCAUAGCCAGAUGCACACUGUUGUUUUCUCAGCCUACUACUGUUGCAGCUAACGUGAGAUCCAUAUUUGCGUGCUUGCUGGAUCAAGUGAGCCAAUACUUGACUGAAGGGCUUGAUCGUGCUAGAGAGAGUUUAAAUGAGGCUGCAGCUAUGCGGGACAGAUACGUCAUCGGGUCAAGUGUUAGUAGAAGAGUGGCGGCUGCUGCUGCUUCUGCGGCAGAGGCUGCAGCUUCUGCUGGUGAGAGUAGCUUUAGGUCCUUCAUGAUUGCCGUGCAGCGUUGUGCUAGUAGCGUAGCUAUUCUUCAGCAGUUCUUCUCAAAUACCAUAUCUCGACUACUCCUGCCUGUCGAUGGUGCUCAUCCAUCUGCUUGUGAAGAUAUGGGGUCAGCAGUGUCUGUGGUUGAGGCUGCUGCACACAAAGGACUGUUACUAUGUAUUGAUACUGUUAUGUCUGAGGUGGAAAGAUUAUUGUCUUCAGAACAGAAGGCUACAGAUUAUCGGACGCCAGAUGAUGGAGCUGCCCCAGAUCAUCGGCCAACUAAUGCUUGCAUAAGAAUUGUAGCCUACCUCUCUCGUGUUCUUGAGGUUGCAUUCAAUGCCCUUGAAGGUCUCAACAAGCAGUCCUUUUUGACUGAGCUGGGAAAUCGCUUGCAUAAGGGGCUGCUUAAUCAUUGGCAGAAGUUCACAUUUAGUCCCAGUGGUGGCCUGCGGUUGAAACGUGACAUAACUGAAUAUGGGGACUUUGUUCGAAGCUUCAAUGCCCCCUCCAUAGAUGAGAAGUUUGAACUGCUGGGAAUCGUGGCAAAUGUCUUCAUUGUUGCUCCAGAAAGUUUAGCAUCGCUGUUCGAAGGAACCCCAAGCAUCCGGAAGGAUGCCUUGAGGUUCAUUCAGCUCAGGGAUGAUUAUAAGACGGCAAAAAUUGCUUCGAUGCUUAACAAUAUCACAGCCGAAUGAUUGGUACUGCAAGCGCAUGAUGUUUAAGCGGAACGCAAUUUGUUGCUGUGGAUCUAGUCUGUGCUAGACUCUAGAAUGUCCGUCGGUUCUCGCAAAUGGUUCCUGACAAUUGGUGCCGCCUGUAUAGCUGAGCUUCGUGAUUACUUUAAUUCUUUGGGUUCCCAUUAUCUGUUACCUUUUACUUUUAUUUCGGGCUUGCUCAAUUUGAGCUGUACAUGUGGUUCAGGUUCCCAAGACACUGUACUUGUAUAAAGCAUUAAUUAUGUAGAGAAAUUUAUUUGGGUUGCUACACAC
Molecule: messenger RNA, 2887 nt
Organism: Panicum hallii
Lineage: Eukaryota; Viridiplantae; Streptophyta; Magnoliopsida; Poales; Poaceae
Product: exocyst complex component 5
Exons: 24
Coding region: 170-2593 (807 amino acids)
Biological process (GO): Golgi to plasma membrane transport; exocytosis
Cellular component (GO): cytoplasm; exocyst
Source: RefSeq, a predicted model, not a curated record